Molecule: messenger RNA, 1278 nt
Organism: Fusarium vanettenii 77-13-4
Lineage: Eukaryota; Fungi; Ascomycota; Sordariomycetes; Hypocreales; Nectriaceae
Exons: 8
Coding region: 1-1278 (425 amino acids)
Source: RefSeq, a predicted model, not a curated record
AUGGCCACCUUCACGAAUGCAUCUUCUCUUUUCACUAUCGGCCUCCCCCAAACUUUUUUUACAAUGUCGAAAACAUUCGUUGAUGUCACCAGCGCCGCUGUGCCCUUUCCGUUUACGGAUUGUGAAUCCCUUUCCGUCAUUGAGAACGACGCUGAGGACAGGCUGGAGCUUCUCUGCGAGCUUGCUCGCGAAGAGAAUUUGGGCGCCGUUGUCGCCCAACUCACCAGUUCCGAUCCCAACUGGAGCCUCACCUUUGAGGAGCUGAAAGGAGGCCGCAGCUGCCUAAUCCCUGGGAUGGAGUGUCGUGGCAUUUGGAACCACACCGACAAGGUUGCAGCCAAGAAGCACUACAGCAACCAAUCGCAUCUUGCUUGGGACCGCAAGAUGGCCAGAGAGGCCGCUCGUCUCCCCCCUGCCGUCCCUUCUCCUCUUCCGCGCCCCGACCUUCGACCUACAAUGGUCAUCGCCUUCCCCCCCCCCCCCUGGCGCCCAGGCCCCCUCCUCUUCAGAGACUCCCAAGAAGACCAAGACGAUAUCCUCUUUUCUCCUCUGCCUAAGGGCACCGUAAUCCCAGAUUCCGAGGAAGAUUCGGAUAUCACGUUCGCACACGUUCUGGCCAAGAGAUUAUAUAACUCUUCUAAACGCCAGAAGUUCAGUAGUGACACACAGUCCAGUCAUACACGGUUCUUAGGCUCAUUCACAAGAUGUUUCUCUCUGACAUUAGAGGAUGCAGCUGGUUUCAGAGUCGAGAACAACGCUCUGAAUGAAUCAGGCGUCCGGGCCCUGGUUCUCAAGGCCACAAGUCUCCGCCCUGAGCUGCCAGUGACGUCCCGGGUAGACUACUUCCCAUUCAUGAUGAAUGGGACAUCUAUGGCCCACCCCCAUGGUAUCACUGGGUGCAAGCCGCUGUCGCCCACACAGAACGCUCUUGUUGACAUGCCGAGCAUCACCAUCCUCGGUCUUCCAUCUCUGCAUCGCGACAACACCAACAAGCGCAUUAUAGCCCUCCCAACGCCCAUUGCCAAGCUGAGCUUCAAUCCAAUUCAGUCCAUAAUGGAUGAAACGCAAGUGCUUGGAGGGCUGCAUAUUAUCCUUAGAGACGGGGAUAUUGGCGAGAUCGAAGGCCAUGUCCUCCAGCUACUUCCGGACCCCGUACAAUCACCCACAGAACAGUCCCCUGCUGGGGUGGUGCUACUGCGUGUUGGGGCGGCCGUCGCCCGGCUGAAGACCGAGCUCGAUCUCUCUCAGCUUGCUGAGCUUUUCCAGCCCUUCUCCUAA